This is a messenger RNA of Bradysia coprophila, 2605 nucleotides long. It is a transcript of the gene Efhc1.2, whose product is annotated as EF-hand domain containing 1.2. The record is from RefSeq and is a predicted model, not a curated record. Gene Ontology annotation, cellular component: microtubule. NCBI's taxonomy places the organism in Eukaryota, Metazoa, Arthropoda, Insecta, Diptera, Sciaridae. Gene Ontology annotation, biological process: regulation of neuron projection development.
UAGAUAAAGGACAUUCUUGGAUCGUCGUGUUUUUGUUGUUUAGUUGAUAAAUAAUCUUAAAUAUAAUUUUCGUACGAUCAUUAAAGCGAGUAGAGAGCAUUGUAUUCUUCAAAACUGUUUUUAACAAGAAACGCCUUAGAGUGUUGUGGCUCUCCUUUUGUAUAAAUAUCAACAAAUUAUGCGUAUUGGUAAGCAAAUGUUUCUUUUAGUGUCUUUCCCCCGCUUUACACAAACAUCGUAUGGAUGUAGUCAUGACAGUGAAAAUCAUCCCUAAGCAACCUUACAUGUAAAUAUUGAUUUCAAUCACCUCCUUCAUUCAGUACGAUUUGAAUUCCACGAAUAAAAUUAUGUUACGUUAUCCAGAACUGCCUUUUCUGCCAGGAUUUGUGAUGCGAGAUCCAAACAAGAAUCGCUUCCACUUGUCGCAAUAUUUCGAAGUGCGAAAUGGGAUUUCAAUGUUAGCUGACAAUGAGAGAACUGCUGAUGAUAAGUUCAGACAAAUUUUGCAUGGAAAACCGUCAUUUUAUCCACCGUUUGAAGGUCCUAAAUUACCACCAUGGGUCGCUUACGAUAAAAAAGUGUUGUGUUUCCAUGCAUAUUUCAAAGAAAGUCUGAACGAGGUGUUUCAGGCUUCGCAUCAAGUAAGAAAAGUGAAAAUUCUAUAUUACCUAGAAGAUGGGACGAUGCAGGUCAGCGAACCGAGAAUCGACAAUUCGGGCCUAUCUCAAGGAUGUAUCGUUUCGCGUCAAAAAAUUCCUCGCACCAAUGGAAGCUGUGAAUAUCUAUCAAUUCUGGACCUGAAUGUCGAUUCGACCAUCCAAAUAUUUGAUCGAGUCUACUUCGUUUCGGGAUGUGAUCAAUUCACCAGAAAUUUCUUGAAUCGUGCUGGUGUAGCUGUGGCGGACAAACAAGAAACCCCAACGGAUCCCGGCCAAGAAUUACGGAAAAAAGCGGCUAUGGUCAGUGAGAAAGUACCUUUUCGAAAGGACAAGCUUGCACAGUUUUUGAAAAACGACAGAAAAGUUCUACUCUUUUAUGGAUAUUGGGAUGAUAGAGACGCAAUGUUUGGGGACGUGCGCGAUUUGAAUAUUUAUUAUUUCCUGGCUGAUGACACCAUUCAGAUUAAGGAGAUAUUUCCAAGAAAUUCUGGUAGAGAUGCUCCACCGACAUUUUUAACCAGACGCAAGAUACCACGGAAUUUUAACGGUAUUCAGUCAUUGGGUCAGGAUACGUUUACUGUUUUGAACGUACUAGAAGGAAGAUAUGUGCCAGACUGCUUGGGUAUUGGUACCAAGGAAGUCGAGUACUACAAGGCCAAUGACCUUUCGAUUGGUGCCCAUAUAAACGUUUAUGGAAGGGAAGUCGUUUUGGUCGAUUGCGAUCCAUUCACAAGGGAAUACUAUCGAACCGUUCAUGGCAUCGAAGACUUCACUCCCUUGAAACGGCCAGGUGUUGAAAGAAAUACGAUUGUGAACAGUGAGCGUAUGCUUCCUCCGUUCAAUGGUUGGGGCACACAUGAAGAUUCUGAGAGCAAUUGUAAAACGGUCGAACAAAAACCACCGAAAGUUGAUUUUCAUAAAUUCAUCAAAUUGGACCGUUACAUGUUGAGAUUCGGUGCACGAAUGAUAUCCGAUUUACAGGAGAAUAGAGAGAGACUGUACGUCAUCACGUACUAUCUCAGCGAUGAUACGAUCUCAGUGUUUGAAAUUGGAGCAAGGAAUUCUGGAUUUAAGGAAGGAGAUUUCUUUAAGAGGGCUAAGGUACUGCUACCGCAUCAAAAUUUAUUGACGUCAGAGCGUCCCCGAAUCUACACACCCCAGCACUUUUUCAUUGGUGCAACGUUAGUCAUAAACGAUUUCACGUUCCAUCUUAUUUCGGCGGAUGAAUUCGCUUUAAAAUAUAUGGAAAACAGUCCGUUCGAAUUUCCCAAAGCAAAUGUUGACAAAAUAAUGUCUAAGAUUCGUGAGGCUCUCCGUCCAAAGUACAAGAAUUUCAUUGCUAAAUAUUUACAUAAGGUGUGCGAGUCUAAACUUGACGGGACAAACGUUUCGGUUGUUUGCUUCGAGACAAUGAGAGACGCGUUGUUCGAUUUACUGGGAUCAGAUAUAACAGAGCACGAAAUUGUGACAAUUGCCAGAUACUUUUCUGCCGAAACACCGCCAGCAAUCGUAUGUAAUCGCGAUCUUAUUCGGUCGACGGUUCAUUGGGAGCUCAACCGAAAUUUGUGGGAUGACAUGGAAAGGUUGGAAGAACAUCUGUACCAUUUGAUUGGCGACGUUUUUGGUUUCAUAUCGGAAAAUACUUUGUUUAAGGCGAUUCGAGCGUGUCGAUUGCCGUUGAAACCGUCGUUGAUUCGGAAUAUGUUCUCAGUAUUAAACAGAAAUACUGCCGGCGACAUAAGUGUCCAGGAAUUCCUCGAAUUUGUUAACGUUAAGAGAUAUACGAGCCCGCCGAUACAACCCGUCAAUUUAGAUAUUGAUGUCUGUCCGAAAUUACCUGCCACACAAACCGGAAGAUUAAUUGACUGGAAUAAUUUUAUUGCCAAAAUUGGUCUAGAAGUUGAACUUAAACAUGAAACCGAGUAAAUCAUUUGUAACAAACCGAU